UGUGUGUGUGUGUGUGUGUGUGUGUGUAUGUGUGUGUGUGUGUGUGUGUGUGUGUGUGUGUGUGUGUGUGUGUGUGUGUGUGUGUGUGUGUAAGUGUUCUGCGAUAGACUGGUCUCCUGUUCAGCCCUGUGCCCCUCAGGGCCGCUGCUCUACGCUUCAGCUGAUGAGGUUUCCAGGCUCCUCAUUUAGGAUCUGCUUUAAUCACCGUGUCUGAAGUUCCAGUUCCUCCCAAAGUCCAGGAGAACUUUCAGGACAAUGCAGCCAUGAAGGCGUGAGGUCGAAGGAAGAAGGGCUCCCGACCUACAUUUUCAAACUAAACUUGUUACACGCCAUACAGCGUCAGUCAUUGCUGAUAUCCGUGUUUAGAACAUCGCUUGGUGAAUUAUGAGUCACAUUAAGCAGAAGCAACCGCACUCCUCAGCCCCAAAGACCACGAGAGCUACUGCUAGCAUUGCCGGUAAGUUGGCAGCCAUCGCCGCUACCUCCAACCUCGAAAAACAGACCAAGACAGAAACUUUUGAAUCUGUCUCCAUGGACCAGCUGAUUUCUGAAUUAACUAAACAGCGCAUUAGUAUCAGGGAAAACAUUUCUGACUUGAUUCGGGAAUCUAUUGGUCCUUUACAAAGCUCUGUCAAUGCACUGAAAGAGACUGUGGAUGGCUUUCAAAGCCACUUGGCCGCGACAGAAUCCCUGGCUGGGGAGAAUUUCGAAAAGCUGGCAGUGGCCGAAAAUACAAUAAAAACUUUGCAAGCGCAGAAUAUAUCUCUCUUUGACCGCGUUGAAGAUUUGGAGAUGAGAUUGCGGAGGGCUGACCUGAGGAUUGUGAACGUUCCGGAAGGGAGCGAAAACGGUCAUGAUCCCGUUACGUUCAUUGCCGAGAUGCUGCUAGAGAUGACGGGCACGGAAGUCUUCGACAAGCCACCAGCACUUGAGAGAGCGCAUCGAUCACCCGGUCAAAAGCCAGCUGAUGGCCGUAAACCACGUCCCUUUGUGGUGUGCUUUCACAGGUUCCAAGAAAAGGAGCAAUUACUGCGAUGGUCAAGGUGACAUGCAGCAAAAUACACGGGGAAUCCAAUCAGAAUCUACCCGGAUCUCAGCGCUAUCCUGUCAAGGAGACGCGUGUCUUACAGUGGCAUUAAACAAUCACUCUACCAAAAGAACAUUCAAUUCCAAUUGCUCUACCCGUCUCGUCUGAGAGUGACUUUUAAUGAAGAAACUUUCACGUUCAAUACACCGGAGGAGGCGAAACAGUUCUACGAGCAACGUAUCAAUGUUUAGGAUUUCCUGGACUAUUUAUUUAAUUAUUUUCUACGUUCAGUGUCUCCCUUUUGAGCCAAGGAUGAUGGGUAAUCAUUUUAUUUUUUUCUUGAG
Molecule: messenger RNA, 1371 nt
Organism: Tachysurus fulvidraco (yellow catfish)
Lineage: Eukaryota; Metazoa; Chordata; Actinopteri; Siluriformes; Bagridae
Exons: 3
Coding region: 385-1047 (220 amino acids)
Biological process (GO): retrotransposition
Cellular component (GO): ribonucleoprotein complex
Molecular function (GO): single-stranded RNA binding
Source: RefSeq, a predicted model, not a curated record